UUGCACUAUAGCCAUCGCCAUCACGAGCUUGCCGUCAGCUCAGCGAGCAUCACGCGCACCCCGAGAACCCGCGUGUUGCGAAGUCUUCGCUUCCAUCUGCGGUGCCGGACAUUUCAGCCUCCCGGAACUUUUCAUACCCGCCACUGGGGGACUAUGUUUAAAGUAUUUUGGUGACAAGAAACUGGCUUUGCAUAUAAGUAGCAAAAAUGGCGUCGGAAAUGUCCGUGGCCGAACCGGCACCAGCCGCCGGAGGUGCCCCCCCAGACAAGAACGCGCCCGUCAUUCCUGACCUGGUCGUGUAUGCUUGUAGCUUCAUCAUCAUCUGUGUUGUCGUCGGAGGCGUUGUCGCGCUCUCGACGGUGAUGAAGGAAAGGCUCGAGAUCGGGAAACAAACUAGCGCUGCAACACUGUCCGCGGAUGCAGGAGCAGUAAGGCUUCUGGCCGUUGACGAAGGCGAGAAUGAAGAUUUCAGAAUUCUCAACGAUGACGACCCUUUCCACUACCGAGUAUCCAAGGCCCGAGACGGCGGUAAGAAGGUCCCAUUUUACGAGGCUGCCCAUUUAAAGGAGAAAGCUACAGACAAGAAAGUUGUGAAAGCGGCUAAGGCUCCUCCGGCAAAGGCGCGCACAAAAACGAAGAAAUCGACGACCAAGGCCCACGCAAAGGUCUCGACCAAGCGGCGCAGUCCUGCGGCGGAAAAACUGGCAACGCGCCGACGAGUCGCAGGGCCUUCGAAAACUACCAAGAGUCAGCAACGUAAGACGACAAAGAAACGAGCACAUCAACUUCGAGACCCUGUUGAGAGUGAAAACGAUACUUCGAAGAACAACAACAGUCUCUCGGCGAUUAAAGCAGGCUUGCAGAACGUAAAGACCAUGAACGUUCUCAUGGGCAACUUCACGGGCUCCGAAGACUCGCAAGGAUUAAACGAAACUGUGGUCCCCAACCUAAAACUCGAUGAACACGUCAACAUGUCCGACCUUUCAGAUAUAGUGCCAUCAGAAAAAUCGGAAGAAGGCAACGCUUCCGCAGAGCCUCCACAUAAGCCGCUCCAUACAUUCAUCGGUAUCAGUGUACACAGGCCGAAAGCAUCCCAUCCUCGUUCCAAAGGAAACGAUACAAGUGGAUCCGAUGGCCUUGCGUUGAGCAGCGUUCAAGGAAUCUCCGAAGAGCCAGUGUCUUCGAGUGCUUCUCCAGAAGAACGACGUGAAGGCCGUGCGGGUGACCCCCAAUCAGGAUCAUCUAACAUCACAUCGAUUAAUGACUCCUCAGCUGACGUUUCUGCUCCCACGCCAUUACCACUAGGCGUAGCGUCCGGUUCCAAUGAGAGCUUUACUGUGGUUUCGUUCGAAAGUACAUCAGGAAAAGCCUCUGCACGUAGAGAGCGGCUGUCUGAUAAAUCGCCUGGGAGCAUAGCAACCAACGCCUCCGCGGGGGGUCCAGCGGCAGGGUCUGAGUCUUCGUUAAAGUCAAGAAAUGAGAGCCACCUGCUGCUUGAAAGUACGCCAGGGGUUCCAGGAUUAGUGGGUUCAGCGUCAGAGUCUGAGACGUCUCUACCAGGUCGCGUACCAGGAGACACUAACAGCACUAAGACCGUCUCAGAAGUCCCUGAUUCUCCAAACAAUCCUCCGUCGUUGGUUAAGCAUCCGAGCUCCGCGAGUCCCGAGUCAAAAUCAUCUUCACCUAAGAGCCCUGAGAGCUUAGCCCGUGGCAGUCCUGUGUCAGAGUCUAAUAUUACUGCACGAGGAGGUCAGGUGAACGACAGUUCCAUGCCAGGACCACCGCUUGAGAAGAAUGAAAAGGAGCAAAGCCCAGCAUCGGGGAUCCCCGAAAAGCCAGUGGGAAGUAUUCCGGGAGGCGAACCAAGGAGCCAGCCCGCAGCUCCCGUCGGGGCGUCUGCCAGGCCACUUUUUUGUCAUUUCAAUCAUACCAACGCUGUUGGGCUUGGGGCUUUAAAUUUCGAACCAACUGAGCUGCCGUACCAGUACUGUACCCAUGUUGUGUAUGGAAAUAUUAAGAUUUUUCCAACGACGGUACUUCUUGAUCCAGAGACGUCUGACAGAGAUGACUUGGAGAGAUACGCUGCAGCCAAACGCAAGUUCCCCAAUGUGAAAUUCAUGGUCACCAUUGGCGGUGAAGAACAAGAUGAUAUCGCACUGGCAGAAGCAUUCAAAGAUGACGUCAAACUAAAGCUGCUGACUAAUAGCAUCGUGGCACUGGUGCAGAACUUCACGCUAGACGGUGUCAAUUUGCACUGGGAUGAACCAGACCUCGAAGGGGACGUUGAAAGGGACGCGAUAGGACUCUUGAACUUGGUCAAGGGUCUGAAACAACUCCUCACAACUAGCAUCAUAGCCGUAACCUUACCAAACGACCAUGAAGAGAGGGUUGCUGUCUUCAACGUGAAGGAGCUGGCAGCCGCUGUAGACUACCUCUUCCUGAACACGCACGAAGUUUACAGUCCGUACUCGGCAUUGACUCGGUUUCCGGGACCUGCCCAAGAUGUUGAAACUGGAGGGAUGUUCACCGCCAUUUCGGAGGUGGUAAAGGAAUUGGGCAAUCACCCACCGAAGAGCCUCUGCUUCACUGUGGGACUACAUGGAGUCGCGUAUCAGGUUGCCGCAACGGCACGACUGGACAAGUACGUGCCACUAGCAAAUACAACACGGGAUCCAAGUCGUCCUCCUGAGGUUCAGCGUGAGGGCCACGUGAUAUCUUAUCCAGAGAUCUGCUCGCUGCAACUGAAUUGUAAUCGAGCAAUAAUCGAGAAGUCUUGCUACGACAAGGUGAAAGACACGUGGUUUGGCUAUGCCGAUGAAAAAGCAAUCGGAUCCAAGGUGAAAUGGAUUCUUCAGGAAGGCUGGGAGAACCUCUGCAUAGUAGCAUGGAACAUUGACAUGGACGACUCCACAGGGAGCUGUGGUCACACCGGCGUCAGAUACCCCUUACUUAAAAGCAUCAGCGCCACGUCUCAAAGUCUUGUAUACUAACGAACCGCGCCAGCACCGGCUUUCGCGUGUAAAUAAAGUGUCCACGUAUCUAA
This is a messenger RNA of Ornithodoros turicata, 3043 nucleotides long. RefSeq lists its product as uncharacterized. The record is from RefSeq and is a predicted model, not a curated record. Gene Ontology annotation, cellular component: extracellular region. Gene Ontology annotation, molecular function: chitin binding; chitinase activity. The coding region runs from base 207 to 2990 and encodes 927 amino acids. Lineage: Eukaryota; Metazoa; Arthropoda; Arachnida; Ixodida; Argasidae. Gene Ontology annotation, biological process: carbohydrate metabolic process; chitin catabolic process. The transcript has 28 exons.